AUGCCCCAAAAGAAAAACCGAGUUGCGAUUGUUGGCGCUGGGCCCGCAGGCAUGUCCUGCGCCUCUGCUCUGGCCAACCAUCCCGAUCGCUUCGAAGUGACCCUCUUUGAUAUUGCCUCGUACACCGGCGGCCAAGCAACCUCCAUCUCCCUAGACGAAGCCCGCUACGGCGCCGACUGGCUGAACGAUGGCGUGCAGGGUGGCUCCCCGAUUUUCCGACACACCUUCAACUUCUUCCGGCGGUACGGCUACGAGCCUCGUCCGGUGAAACUGCAAGUCGCGUUCGGCAAGGGCGUGGAGAACUUCUUCACGAAUGUCUUUCCCUCGCCGCUCGUCGACCAGCAGUCCGACGAGAUCAAGAAGUUGGGCCGCGUGCUCAAAUGGAUUAAGCGCCUGUUUCCAAUUCUGGGGCUUAUGCCCAUCAAGGUGAUAAUGAAGCUGUUCCGGUUCAGCGAGGACUUUGCCAACAAGAUGGUUAUCCCGAUUAUGGCGCUGUUCCUGGGAACGGGGAACCAGACACCGAACGUUUCGGCUGCACUGCUGGAGAGACUGUUUGAUGAUCCCAAUAUGAGACUAUGGGAGUACGAUCCGGACACAUUACUCCAAAAUCAACCAACCAUGUACACGUUCCCGAACCUAGGCGACUUCUACCGCGACUGGGCCGCAGAUCUGGCGUCCAAAGGCGUGGACAUCCGUCUCAACACCCCAGUCGAAAUCCUCAAACGAGACAACCACGGCAUCACACUCCGUCCGCGACCCACCCGUCCGGACAGCGCAACCGCGGAAGCAGUCUUAGACGACUUUUGCGAGAUGUACGACGAACUCGUCCUCUCGCUUCCCGCCGACGAAGCCAAGGCCCUGCUAAGCAAACACGCCACCUGGCGCGAGCGGUACGUCCUCGGCGGCGUGGCCUUCUACAACGACAUCACCAUCACCCAUUCCGAUAGCGAGUACUUCAACAGCAUCUUCGAGACGCGGUACAAGCCGGAUCUCUGCGCCAAGGGCGCCUCGGCCACCAGAGAGGAGCAGAUCGCGUUCGCGAAGCAGCAGCCCUCGUGCAGGAUGGACGGGUGGGAGGGCUUCGCGCCCAUGUAUUUCACGCACUCGUUCGCCAACGCGCACCAGUGCAUCGAGAUGGGCUUCGACUGCUCGAAUUACCAGCAUCAGUUCCGGGACAGAGUCGGGGAGGGGAAUCCCCCGCUCGAGCCGGAGAGGCAUGUCUACCAGACGAUCUACCUUGAUGAUCGGCAGAAGCACCUGUGGACGUGGGAGAGCGUUAAUCCCGACAAGAUCAUUGCGAAGAAGUGGUGGCGGCAGUUUGGGCAUCGGUGGCAGCAUUAUCUGCGGGUUGUACCGGGGAUGAUGUUCAUCAAUGGGAAGAAUCGGACGACGUACGCGGGGGCUUGGACUAUGGUGAAUAUGCAUGAGAUUGCGUGCAUCUCCGGUCUAGCAGCUGCGUAUCGCCUUGGGGCCGCGUACGAGCCGUUUGACGAUUUCGCGGAGGAUCUGUUCGCCAAGUACCUGCUUGUGUCGCAUGGAGUGCGGUAUAAACGAAGGCAGUGA
Molecule: messenger RNA, 1563 nt
Organism: Aspergillus viridinutans
Lineage: Eukaryota; Fungi; Ascomycota; Eurotiomycetes; Eurotiales; Aspergillaceae
Product: putative flavin-containing amine oxidasedehydrogenase
Exons: 3
Coding region: 1-1563 (520 amino acids)
Molecular function (GO): oxidoreductase activity
Source: RefSeq, a predicted model, not a curated record